Messenger RNA from Chironomus riparius, 1299 nucleotides. The record is from the annotation of a GenBank genome assembly. Lineage: Eukaryota; Metazoa; Arthropoda; Insecta; Diptera; Chironomidae.
AUGGACGAAAUUAACAAAUAUCUAAAGUUUUUAACAUUGAAGUUUACACAGUCGAUAGUUCAAAGUCGCCUAGGUGGUGUGGUUCAUACGAAAUGCAGCACUGCUGGAACAGAUUGGUUUAAUAUUGCCAUACAGGAUCAUCCUGACGUGCUAGCAGAGACAAAAAAGGCAUUACAAUUGAGUCAAAGUGAGACAGUAACGAAUCGUUUGCCAUUAUGUGUGGAAAUCAGCCUUCAGACUGUUGAGGGCGAUAAAAUGUUAUUAGAGAUUUGGUCACUUAACAUUAAUACAGAUUCAAGUGAUCCAUCAUUAAAAGCAAACUAUACAGUUUAUAAUCGUAUGAGUAUAUUGUUAAAAUCUUUAAUAUCAAUAACACGUGUUACUCCAGCAUAUAAACUAAGCAGAAGACAGAACCCUGAUUCAUUUAGUAUCUAUUAUAGAAUUUAUAGUGGUGAACCACAACCCUACAAUUUAGGCGAAUCUUAUAAGCAAGUUCGUAUCGGGCAAUUGACAACACAAAUCGGUACAAUUACAAUGGCUGUCGCAUACAGAACAAAAAUGACAAUUUCACCGACGCCAACUGGACGUGAUAAUACAAUUAUGUUGAAGAGUGAUCACUUCCUUAAAGACUUGAGUCCAAAACAUCUAAGAUAUACAAAUUAUAAUAAAAAGAAUAAUGAUAAGAAGGUAAUUGACUUGGAUAAGCCAAUGAGAUGUGGAGCAUUUGUUGAUGCCAGUCGAAUUAGACAGUAUACAGAAGAUGACUUUAUUCUACCUGAAACGCCUCCAUUUAAUUGGCUGCUAAGAAAGCCUCGCGAAGAAGCAAUAGAGAACAAGAAUGAAGACGAGAAGUUGUCAAGCUCGCAAAAUGAUGAGAACUCGUCACCAAAUAAUAAUAAUAAUAAUAAUCUUAGUAGCAUUAACAGCAGAAUCGCUGAAGCAGCCAAAUUAUCACAAUCACCAAAAGAUAAUCUGUGUGGUACAUCGCCAAGUUCAUUAAAGUCACAAUCAAGAUGGUCGUUACGAGAGAAUAAAGAAGAUGAAAAGCUACUGAAAGAAUUGCAAUUUCCAUUUGCAAAUCAAUCUCCAAUUGGUGAUCUCGCGAAAUUCUAUCGUGAAUGUUUCAACGCACCUCCAUUAGAGUCAUUCUCGUCGACAGUAGAGGAAGUACAAGAUGAGCAGAAAGACGACGUUGAGGUAGAUCUUGCGAAACAGCUUGAAAAAUUUGAGGAUGAAUCAAAUCAAUUUGAGAACCUCAUUACGUCGCUAUACGUGUCAGAGAAUCAAAAUAACAGUUAA